AUGGCGACACCACGGCUCGGCUCUUUGUCGGGCACAGCAACCUCGUCCCGAUCACCCACGCCGGCGGGACAUCGUCGCUCAGCACACAUCACUGCCUCUCGCAGCACCUCGGUCGAACCAGAGGCGUCCACUCGACAACAUGUGAUUGCUAGCUUGCAAUCGCACAAGCUCCACCUCGUCCUGUCCGAGAUUGCCGCUGUCACAUCCGCAAUGCGAAAAGCCACACGUUGGAACGCUACAAGUUCAGCCGCACUCGCUCGCCUCACUUCGUACAGCUACUCUUCUGCUCCCAUUGUCCAGGCCGCUACGACAGAGCAAAUUCAGCACCCCACUCAAGAUGGUGUCAACUCUACUUCGGCAGCGCACGUCGCUCAAAUUCCCAGUGCGCACAUUGCGCUGAGAGGAAUGCAGAGAGGAUCGACCACCGACAUGGCCUCGAGCUCUACUGCAGCUGCUAGACGACUCGGCUUGUCACUUGGCGUCGACGGCAAGUCGGAUGAUCCCGUCAGCCUGCUCACUGGCUUCGCGACCCUCAAAGCUCAACUGCGCGCUUGCAACACCUUUUCCACCUUUCCGCUCCCCACACUUCUGGCUCCCUUCCUCAGAGUCAUCCUCAGCCCCCGUACCUCGGCUCCCGUCACUUCGGCCGCACUUCAGGCCGUGCACAAGUUCCUCGUCUACAACGUCGUAUCCCUCUCAGCGCCCGGUGCACAGAUCGCAGUUGCAGAGAUUGCCCAUGCCACAAGUCACUGCCGCUUCGAAGCUUCCGAGGCCACGACGGAUGAGCUUGUUUUGGUCCGCAUCCUUGCGGUCAUGCGUGACCUUAUUUGCGAGCCUACGGACUCAGACUCUGACACUCUCAUGCCAACCGGUAUCGAUGCUUCGCAAACUAGACCUCCCCGCACGCUUGCGGAUUGUCUCGGCGACGACAGCAUCUGCGAAAUGAUGGAGACCGGUUUGUCCAUGUGCUGCCAAACACGUCUUUCCGAAGUCCUCCGACGCACAGCCGAGCUCUCUAUGACAGCAAUGGUGCGCACUCUUUUCAGCCGCCUUCCGCUCCUCCCUCCCUCUACCGACGAAUUCUUUGCGUCUGGCCCCGGUGGAACCGAGCCCGAGCCGGAGCACGCCACGCUCGCCGCCGAUCCCGUUGGAGAAGACGCCGAGCUCGAUGAGAAGAAGCGUCGAAGAAUGACCAUGCCCGAUCCUACCAGCAACGCCUUCCCUGCCGCCGCGGCUCAAGUGCUCGACCAGCUGCGUGAGAUAGGCGAAGAAGAAGAAAAGCAGGAGGCCACAACAUCGCAACAAGAGGCGCACGGUACCGCUUCCGAAAACACCACAGAGUCCAAGGAUGACAAUGCAGAUGAGCACGAAUCACAGUCGGCUGCUGACAUUCAGGAGCAAGAGCAAGCCGCCGCUGUAGGCGCGACACAAGUCGAACCUACACCAACGCCAAUCCAGAUCGAGCCUUUCGGUCUACCGGCCAUUCUCGAGGUGUGUCGCGUCAUCGUGUCGCUUCUCGACCCAAACAACCUCCAGCACACCAACACCAUGCGCAGACUUGGCAUGUCGAUGCUCAUAUCUGUUCUCGAGACGUCCGGUCGAUCGAUCGGCGACUUUCCUUCCUUGCGUGCCCUCAUGCAGGAUACCGCCUGCAAGCACCUCUUCACCUUGGCGCGCAGCGACGACACGAUCCCGCUGUCAUUGAGUCUGCGCACCCUCUCCACCUUGUUCGAGACCAUGCGCGAGCAUCUCAAGCUGCAGCACGAGCUUUUCCUCAACUAUCUCAUGGAUCGUCUCGCUCCAACCUUCCCUCUUGCGCUCGAGCCGUGGAACGAACGUACCUUUGACAGCGUUGCCAAGCGCACGAUGUUUGCAGACCCUGUCUCUCGCACAGCCACUUCUGAUGCCAACUCGUCAGCCAUCCAGCUCCAACCGCCGCCCCCUCCAGCACCACCUGCGCCACCACUUCCUAAGGAUUCGGAGCGUGCGCCCGCCACGGGAGAGGCUCGCGAACUCUAUCUCGAGACCUUUGCGCUUCUCUUCCGCAACUUCGACUCGGAACGCUCUGCCGAGUAUCUCGUCGAUCUCUACCUCAACUACGAUUGCUACACGGACUGCGACAACAUGUACGAGCGCGUGCUCCACUUUUUGUGUCGCAGCAUUCAUGCUGCCAACCCGCAGAACCCGUCUCAGCAGGAUCCCAUCCAGCUGUUUGCACUCGAUGCCCUUCUCUCCUUUAUCACCGCCAUUGCGAACCGCGCCGAGGCGACGCAGGGUACAUCCGCCGAUGCAAAUGCCGUUCUUCCAGGCGGUCUCACCACGCAUGCUUUGGCGCUCCAAAAGGCAAAGAAGGCCACCAUUUUGGAUGGUGCCAGUCGCUUCAACGCCAAGCCCAAGGACGGUCUGGCCUUCCUCGAAAAGGAGGGGCUUCUCGACUACGACGAUGCUAGCUUGUCGCGCGAGGAGCGCAUCGCUCGAUUCCUCAAGGAAUGUCCGCGACUCGACAAAAAGCUUGUCGGCGACUACAUCGGACGUCCCGACAACGUCAAAGCGCUCGAGGCCUUCAUUCGUCUCUUCGACUUCAAAGACAAGCCCAUCGCUGAGGCGCUGCGUGAGAUGCUCGAGAGCUUCCGCUUACCCGGUGAGUCACAGCAAAUUGAGCGCAUCACUCAGACUUUCGCCUCGACCUACUUUGCAGCCAAGCCAGAAGGCAUCGCUACAGAAGAUGCGGUCUUCAUUCUUGCCUAUUCGGUCAUCAUGCUCAACACCGAUCAGCACAAUCCGCAGAACAAGCGCCGCAUGACGGUGGACGACUACCGCAAGAAUCUUCGUGGUGUCAACGGCGGCGAGGACUUUGCUCCCGAGCUCACGGGCGCUAUCUACGAGAGCAUCCGCAAGCGUGAGAUUGUCAUGCCCGAAGAGCACGCCGGGCAGCUUGGCUUCGAGUACAUCUGGAAGGAGCUGCUGCGACGCUCGCGGACUGCCGGCACGUUGGUCGCCUGCCACACCACCGCCUUUGAUCGCAGCAUGUUUGAAACCAGCUGGAAGCCCAUCCUCUCGAGCAUCUCUUUUGCCUUUUCCACCUUUGCCGACGAGUACAUGGUGGAGCGCGCCAUUUCUGGUAUCCGCCAGUGCGGCAUUCUCGCAUCCGAGUUUGGCCUGAUCGAGGUCUUUGACUUUAUGGUUCACACCCUCGCUAGCGCUACAGGUCUUUUGGACAGUUCAGUGCCACAGACGCUCACGAGCAACCCGACAGUGGAAGUGGAGAACCAGCAGAUCACUGUCAGCCCGCUCUCGACGCGCUUUGGCGUCAACUUUAAAGGUCAGCUCGCGGCAGUGGUGUUGUUCACCAUCGCCAACGGCAACGUCGACGCCAUUCGCACCGGUUGGUCCGACCUGUUUGAGAUUUUCAAGAACCUGUUCGCACACGGCAUGCUUCCCUCGUCCAUGGUGCAGAUGGAAGACCUUGCCGACGGACUGGUGCCCAUCCCGCUCAAGCCGAAAAAGAUUCCAGGUCCUUCACCUCAAGAUCCUCGUGCUCAGGGAGGCGGACUGUUCAGCACGCUCUCAUCGUAUUUGUUAUCUCCGUACUCGAACAGCAACGAGCCGGCUCCCUACGAGGCUACUCCCGAGGACAUAGAAGCUACGUUGAGUUCGGUCGACUGCAUCGCAUCAUGCCGACUCGAGGACUUGUGGCACCAGGUGCUUCAUCUGGACACCGAGUCGCAUCUAUGUGCCGUGCACUAUUUGCGCUUCUUGAUCGAAGCGCUCACGGUCGAGAAAGUGCUCUUCCGCGAGUCGAGCGGCUGGCACACGGAUGGAACGUCGACCCCCAACAGUGUGCAGCAUGGCGGCAGUAGUGGUACAAAUGGCAAGGACUCGAGCAAGUUGCAAGGGGCAGCUGCUUCUUCGUCUAGCAGUCUCGCCGCCGGUGGAGCUGGUGGGACGCAAGCCUCGUUGGCAGGCGGCUUACCGCUGAGCUACGAUCCGCGUGUGCCAUUCCUUUUGGAGCUCUUGACGCACAUCGUCGCCUCGUCCCCGAGUCAGCUGGUGGCCGAGACGUGGCCCUGGCUGUCGGAGCAUAUUUCGGCCGUGUUGCGCAACGCCAAGUCGUAUCACCCGAUGACGGUCGAGCGCGAAGUGGCUGCGCUGCUGCGCAUCAUUAGGUCCGCCGCUGCUGAAGAGGGAUUGCGUGAUCAAGUCUUUCUGGCACUCGAUCUGUUGCGUGAGCUGCCGGUGGAGAUCCGCAUUUCGGGAUCGAAGCAGCUCCUCGCAGGGCUCACGCGCAUCUUGGCAUCUCAUCCGACGUUCGUUCGUUCGCACACCGAGUGGAGCCUAGUGUUUGCGCUCAUUGCCGACAACUCGAACAUGCGCAAUGCAGACUCGGCGCGUCUAGCCUUUGAGACAACCAAGGCCGUUGUUGCCGGAGCCGGGGUAGAUGGAGCGUCCAAGCUGUCGACGGACAACUUCUUACCUGCUGUGUCGCAGCUGGUCGACUUUGCCAAUGGCGCAGACACGAGCGCGUGGCGCAACAUGAUCCUGCGCGAAUCGCCGCAACGUCGCACGACGCUGACGGAAAAGAAGGAGAUGGCCGAGGCAGAAAAGGUGCAGCAGGAACGCGGGGUCGAGGCGGUCGAGCUGCUCGAGUCGCUCAAGAGCGAGAUCCCGCGUUUGAUCUCGGCGGAGACAAGUGCGGACGAGGCGUGGAGCAAGUACUGGCUGGCGCUGCUGACGGGGAUCGCACGACAGUGGAUCAAUGCGUAUGCGCCGGUACGCUCUGCUGCGGUUACACUGUUGCAGCGGGCGCUAUUUUCGGGCGAACUCAUCUCUGGCGACGAUGCUGUGCCAACGCGGACAUCGAUCAUCCGCGUCGUCUUUUCAGCAACGCUGUUCCCGCUCAUCGAAGAUCUGCUCAAGCCUCAAGUGUAUCAGAUCGACCCGCCUUCGGCGGCCAACAAGAACGGCGGAAUGCUUGAAAUCCGAAUUCGCGCCUCGGCUCUCAUCUGCAAGACGUUCCUGCAUCUCAUGCCGCGCCUUGCGCCCUCGGAGGAUGGGGAUGGGGAGGAGUUUGAAAAGUUGUGGCUGGACGUGUUGGAUUUGAUGGACCGCAUGAUCAACUCGACCGGUGGCAAUGCGGGGCGAAGGAACCCGUUGACCGAGGCGAUGCCGGAGAAUCUGAAGAACGUGUUGCUGGUCAUGUCGACGUCGGGGCUGUUGUCGGCGCCGGAGGCGGGGGCGGGAAGGUUGCAGACGAGGUUGUUCGAGAUGACGCACGACAGGCUGCAGAGGUUCUUGCCUGGAUUGGUGGAGGAGGUGUUCAGGCCGGCCACUGCAAUUGCGCCACAGGCAGUUGCGUCGGCCGAGACGGAAGGGGCGGGAGAAGGGAAGAGAGUAGAAAGUGGGGCGGCGGCGGAGUGA
This is a messenger RNA of Sporisorium graminicola, 5418 nucleotides long. RefSeq lists its product as uncharacterized. Lineage: Eukaryota; Fungi; Basidiomycota; Ustilaginomycetes; Ustilaginales; Ustilaginaceae. Gene Ontology annotation, molecular function: guanyl-nucleotide exchange factor activity. The transcript has a single exon. Gene Ontology annotation, biological process: regulation of ARF protein signal transduction. The record is from RefSeq and is a predicted model, not a curated record. The coding region runs from base 1 to 5418 and encodes 1805 amino acids.